Calidris pugnax (ruff) is the source of this 2461-nucleotide messenger RNA. It is a transcript of the gene ENOX2, whose product is annotated as ecto-NOX disulfide-thiol exchanger 2. The record is from RefSeq and is a predicted model, not a curated record. Lineage: Eukaryota; Metazoa; Chordata; Aves; Charadriiformes; Scolopacidae. Gene Ontology annotation, molecular function: RNA binding; protein-disulfide reductase activity. Gene Ontology annotation, biological process: ultradian rhythm. The transcript is spliced from 14 exons. Gene Ontology annotation, cellular component: plasma membrane; external side of plasma membrane. The coding region runs from base 180 to 1982 and encodes 600 amino acids.
GUUUAAACCAUCUGUCCUUUGACCCUGCCAGCAGCAGCAAGGCUCUGCAGCUGGGCAGUGCUGCUGGCCCACGGACGGAAAGCCCGGCCGAGAAUGGAAACGAUUUGGGCAAGAAGAGGAAGAGAACGAACGUCCCUCCAGCAGAUGGUGGCCGAAAUCUAAGCCUGGAGUCGGUCCCGAUGGGCCUGCCGAUGUCCGACCCGAGCGCCUGGAGCACUGCCAUGAACAACCUGGGCAUGGCCCCCAUGGGCAUGACGGGACAGCCCCUCCUGCCCGAUUUUGAUCCAGCCCUUGGGAUGAUGACUGGGAUCCCUCCCAUCAACCCCAUGAUGCCCGGCCUGGGGAUCGUCCCACCCCCCAUCCCCCCGGACAUGCCUGCCGCGAAGGAGAUCAUCCACUGCAAGAGCUGCACUCUCUUCCCACCCAACCCACAUCUGCCCCCUCCAGCCACAAGGGAGAGGCCCCCUGGGUGUAAGACGGUGUUUGUGGGGGGGCUGCCGGAGAACGGAACCGAGCAGAUCAUCAUGGAGGUGUUUGAGCAGUGCGGGGAGGUCAUAGCUAUUCGGAAGAGCAAGAAGAACUUCUGUCACAUCCGCUUUGCUGAGGAGUUCAUGGUGGACAAGGCCCUUUAUCUCUCUGGCUAUCGCAUCAGGCUGGGCUCCAGCACGGACAAGAAGGAUACGGGGCGCCUGCACGUGGAUUUUGCUCAGGCCCGGGACGACCUGUACGAGUGGGAGUGCAAGCAGCGGAUGCUGGCCAGGGAGGAGCGGCACCGCCGGCGGCUGGAGGAGGAGCGCUUCCGCCCGCCCUCCCCCCCGCCUGUCGUCCACUACUCCGACCACGAGUGCAGCGUCGUGGCCGAGAAGCUGAAAGAUGACACAAAGUUCUUGGAAGCCAUCCAGACCUUGCUGACCUGGAUCGAGCGGGGAGAAGUGAACAGGAGGACGGCCAACAACUUCUACUCCAUGAUCCAGUCAGCCAACAGCCACAUCCGCCGGCUGGUGAACGAGAAGGCGGCCCACGAGAAGGAGAUGGAAGAAGCUAAAGAGAAGUUCAAACUGGCUCUCUCAGGGAUUCUGGUGCAGUUCGAGCAGAUAGUGGCCGUGUACCAUUCUGCCUCCAAACAAAAGGCUUGGGACCAUUUCACGAAAGCUCAGCGUAAGAACAUCAGCGUGUGGUGCAAACAAGCAGAGGAAAUUCGUAACAUUCAUAAUGAUGAACUAAUGGGUAUUCGAAGAGAGGAGGAAAUGGAAAUGUCGGAUGAAGAAAUAGAAGAUCCAUCAGAGAUGAAAGAAACAGAAGAAUCAGCGCUGGUGUCACAGGUGGAAGCCCUGAAGGAAGAAAACGACAGUCUGCGCUGGCAGCUGGACGCCUACCGCAACGAGGUGGAGCUGCUCAAGCAGGAGCAAGGCAAAGCCAGCAGGGACGAGGACACCACCAAGGAGCAGCAGAUGAAGCUUCUCCAGCAGGCUCUGCAGGGCAUGCAGAAGCAUCUUUUGAAAGUACAAGAAGAAUACAAAAAGAGAGAAGCUGAGCUAGAAAAAGUGAAAGAAGACAAACUGAAAAUAGAAGCAUUAUUGGAAAACCUGAAGGAGCAGCAAAGCACAGCAGAUGAAGAGGACAAGGAGAGAGACGCAAUUGAUUGUCAGGGGAACGAGAGUGGUUCAUCCAGAGUCUGUGCCUGCAGCCAGGAGAAGGAGGGGCCGGUGGAGAAGACAGCGAGCAGUAGCCCUGUGAAAUCCGAACGGGAAGUGCUGUUGGUUGGAAUAAUUUCCACCUUUCUUCACGUGCACCCAUUUGGAGCCAGCAUAGAGUACAUCUGUUCCUACCUCCAGCGCCUCGACAGCAAGAUCUGCACGGCGGAGGUGGAAAUUCUCAUGACUCGUCUCCAGAACACGUUCAGGCAGGAGCUGAGCGGGGUUGGGGCCAGCCUGGAGAAAAGGUGGAAGUUUUGUGGCUUUGAUGGACUGAAAAUGACUUGAGCUUCGACUUGAGGCUGUUCUCAGUGGGAUUCUGUACAACGUGCGCCAGGAAAACCUGGGCAGGCUGGGGUUCCCUCUGCAGUGUCAAUACCUUGCACGCGUCAGGGACUCGGGUGGGGUGAUGUGUCAGUGAAACUCUAAGUCCAGACCAGCACAGGAGGGAACUUCAAGUUCUGUAGCUUCUUUGAUCAGUUAUUUGUUAACGGGCACGUGCUGUUCAAUAUAUUUUGUGAAAAAAGUUCGCGUCUGAUAUUUUUAAGCACAGCGUGUUACGUUUUGCCAAUGUUGUAUGUGUUUUGUGUGCCCAAACCCUCUCAUCCUGUACCCUCUUUUUACUGGUAGAACAGCCAUGGACUGUCCUCUGAGGCAACAACAAAGAGGCAUUUUCUGGUUUCUAGAACCACCAAAAGGAGAGGAAAAAAAAAAGGGCAUUUUUUAGACAUUUCUAUGAUUAAAAACUGGGCUAUGUUUAAAGAGAA